GUUCGCUCCUCAGCUUUGGCUCGAGCGUUGGACCGAAAGUGCUCAGCGAACGGAGACGACCAGCUGCGUCCGGCGCGCCAUGGAGUCUGAGAAGGUCGUUGAUGUGUGGUCCCAAGAGGCCUAUCAGUCCUCCUACCGGACUUCUUAUUGCAACCACGAGCAGAACUUCGCGGAUCAUGUGGAUCGGGUGCAAUCCUCCAAUGCUGUCCGUUUGCUCUUGAAGAGUGCAGGAGACCCGGGCGCGGCCCUGCACAUGGGCACAUGGGAUGAAGCCGCACGAACGGGCGAAGGCACCGAACGACCUGCUUCGCGGAUGCUGGUGAAAGAAUCUACCUACCGCGCCAGCUACCGGCAUGAUGGUUCCCUUCCGGACUUGGAUCCUCACCUGGAGAGCUUUCGGCCCGUGGUGAUUCCCAAACGCCCUCGCACAUCGGCGGGGAGCUUUUGAAACCGGGCCAGCGCUGAGAGCAGCCAGUUGGGCCGGUCCAAAUCACCCCAUGGGGUUGCCAGUUGACCGAUCUGGCUGCCAGCAUGAAGAC
This is a messenger RNA of Durusdinium trenchii, 539 nucleotides long. The record is from the annotation of a GenBank genome assembly. NCBI's taxonomy places the organism in Eukaryota, Dinophyceae, Suessiales, Symbiodiniaceae.